Molecule: messenger RNA, 3430 nt
Organism: Aureobasidium subglaciale EXF-2481
Lineage: Eukaryota; Fungi; Ascomycota; Dothideomycetes; Dothideales; Saccotheciaceae
Exons: 2
Coding region: 153-3020 (955 amino acids)
Biological process (GO): phosphorelay signal transduction system; protein autophosphorylation
Molecular function (GO): histidine phosphotransfer kinase activity; phosphorelay sensor kinase activity
Source: RefSeq, a predicted model, not a curated record
GCACAAGCAAUCGCAGAUGGAAUAGAAAAUCGUCAAUUCCAUACUGCAGGGCACCGUCGAGAGUCGCAGCGCGUACGGAGAGGAAGACGAGACGGCCACACGACACGAGCUUCGUACGGCGAUCAAUGCAGUCAGACGCCGAUUAAUGCACCAUGGCACCGCGGUCGUCCUCAGUGACUUCCCCAUCCUCACACUCAUUCUGUCAAGCGCACUUUCCCAAGGCCGAAGGUCCCUCAAAUCUAGGACAUGUCCGCGCUCUACCUCUACGACCGCGCGGUGUUGGUCCUGUCUUCGACAAGGUCCUCGCUGCUCAACCCAUCGCCGAAUUCGAUUCCGAGGUCCACGCACUCAACUAUGCCAAUGGCGAUAGCGUUGUUACCCCCUGCCAGCCGGAUGACUUUCAAGACGCCUACCUGAUGCCUUCGUUGACCGAGCACGAACGCCUACGUCUGACUCUCCUCUGGUACUACACGCACACGAACAAGAUGAUGGAAGACGAGGAGUUUUUGUUGGCUCUACAGCAGAAACUCGACCUGGUUCAGAGCUUCAUGGGUUGGGACUUUGCAAUCAUGGGCUUGCUCAGUGAGGAUUUGUUCACACGUGUCGCGACCGCCGGUCUGCCUCUCGCUGUACUGCCUCGUCGCGAAAGUACCUGUUCGCACACCGUCAACCAACCUCCCGGCACUGUCUUUAUGCUGCCCAAUAUGGCUAGCGAUUGGCGCUUCAAGCACUCUCCGCAUGUGGCCCAAGGUGGUCUGCGUAGCUAUGCCGGUGCCACGCUUCGCUGCAAGGCCGAUACUGGAGAGCAAGUCGCUCUCGGGAGUCUUUGCAUUGCCUCCAAUUCAGAACAGCCUCCACUAUCCGACACGCAGCAGAAUGCCUUGAUUCGCUUCGCUGAUAUGAUGACGGGUGAGAUUGUAGCUCGCGCAAGAGAAUCUCGCAGACGACAACGACAGAUCAUGGCCGACCUUAUCGCCGAAACACAACAGUACAAGACCCCUGACGACGUCAAGAAUCACGUCUUCACUAUUCUUGGUCGUGUCUAUCCCGAUGCCUCCAUUGACUUUCAGGAAGCCUCUGUCAAUGACGCCAUUAUCCUGCCUGAUCAUGCCCCAAUCUACUCGAGCGAUCUUCGAGAAGGACUCUGGGAAGAUUCUAAGCUGGUCGAACAUUUGAUCGUGACUCAAAAUCAUGCUCAACUCACGUCAGAGUCCACAAUACGUGCAAUCGCACACCCGUGUCAAAGGAUACCCACUACCCGAUAUCUCGUCGUUGCUUCCAAGAAUGUUCAGUUAGUCUUUGACGAUGUCGACUCCUGGUUUGUCGAGAAAUGUGCAAGCUUAAUGGCACAGUGCGUUCAAGAAAGUCGUCUCAAGGAGGCACUUACAGCCAAAGAUGCCUUCUUACGUGGUAUAACCCAUCAGCUCCGAACACCCAUUCAUGGCGUUUUGGGCUCAUGCGAGCUGCUGUUCGAAGAAUUGGCCAGCCGAGAUAUGCUUUCCGCUGGGAUCUCUGGGCUAAAUCCUUCUUCUGUCCUCGGAGCCAUCAGAGACUCUGGUCGAGAGCUCAUGUCCACCGUCAAUAAUAUGCUGAAGCUGAAUCGCUGGGCAGAGGAGACGGGCGGAUCCAUACAACCUGCUUCAUUACUAAGCCUCAAUCUGAUUGAAGCCGAGAUUAUCUAUGAAGUGCAGCAAUCAAUACCCGAGCAUGAACUUUCAGAAAUCAGCAUCAUGUUCGAAAACAGACUCGGAAUGGAUGGAACCAUGGUUGUCAUGGACCUAUCUUUGUUAAAAGAGUGUCUUCAGGCGCUCGUCCAGAAUGCUUUAUCAUACACUGAUGCUGGAGCUGUCAUUGUCGUUAUCAAAAAGUCCAGCGACUACACAAGGCUGAUCAUCGAUAUCAAGGAUACUGGACGAGGCAUCGCUCUCAAAGACCAAUCACGCAUAUUCGAAGCGUACGAGAAGGUCGACACGCACACUAGGGGAGCAGGUCUCGGUCUGACAUUGUCUGCAAAGAUUGCCAAGGCCAUGAACGGCACAGUGACUCUGGUAACAUCCGAACAAGGUACGAGUGACCAUGGAUCGAUGUUUCGCGCUGAGUUUCUCCAGCCUGGUUUUGCUUGUCCCUUGGCACGUCUGGUGCCCUUCGAUGCGGCACUCAAAGACAUACCAAGGAGAUUUCACGUUGUACCGCCAUUGUCACAACGUCCAGAACUUGUAUACCACUUUGCAUCAUACCUCGGCCAUCAUGGUUUCGAGGACUCUUCAAACCCGGACGAUUGUUUUAUUAUCCUGACCUACACGCCCGACGCGGAUGAGUUUCGGCGCCACGUUUCGAAAAUUGAUCCACGACAAGUCGCAGUGUGUCUUGUUCCAGCUGGCGCGAGUACUGAAAAACUGCAUGGCGCACACGAGGUCCGCUUCUUCUCAGGACCUUUCUUGACGUCACGCUUGGAGGAAAUAGCCAAAGAGCUCAACUCUGUCUACACACGACUCCACGCCGACCCCGAAGCUGGCGAGACGGCAACAGGACUUGCAAAUCGUGAAGACGCUCAUCGUACUUCUGGAACGGACGAUGACCUUGAUUCAGCAGAUGCACAGCCAAUGGCUCUGCUGGUCGACGACAAUGUUGUCAACCUACGCAUCAUGCGUAUGUACUGCGAAAAACGCAAGAUCCAAUAUUCCACCGCCAUGGACGGUAAAGAAGCAGUCUCUGUAUUCGAAAAGUCCCUCAAAACACAUCCCAUCAAUCUCAUUCUCAUGGAUCUUCAAAUGCCUGUCUGCGAUGGCAUUGAAGCGACACGACAAAUCCGAGAAAUGGAAAAUGAAAAGGCAUUACCAAGAGCGGCACUAUUUAUUGUUACUGGUCAGGACAGCGCGGCAGACAAGCAGAAUAGCUUCGAAGCUGGCGCUGAUGAGUUCUUUGUCAAGCCACUGGGGUUGAAGACGUUGGACAAGGGCAUCAAGGAGUACUUCCCGGCUGUUGCGCUUGGGAAGAAGAGUGCUGCGAGUAAAGCAUGAAAGGGUUCACGACCGAAAGCAUUGAUUAAGCAUGAUAAAGAGGAGUUCUUUGGCGCAUUUCCAGGAACGUGAAGGUCAUGUUAGAGAUAUCGGAGUCGCAUAUAUGGCCGGGAUCUUGUGGGAUAGGUAGUCGAUACAUUGUUUGACUGAUUAUUGGUUCUCGUUUGGCGUGUUGGGUAUGCACCCGAGGUCCUAGAGCGCGCUACUGUCCAUAAACAGGAAGUACAUAUAUGAAGUUGGUUCUAAUCGACACGAUGAACAGAGGCACGUAUACGCGCGCUCUUUGAUUUGCAUUUCGUCAAACCAUCCAGAACACCAGCACUUUGAAAAAUUGAACACUCCGGUGUCUUUUUGACGCCACGAGGACAUUGCGCGCGGUGAGUUUCCAACUCUCGAGGUCGCUCGGCCAC